This is a messenger RNA of Lindgomyces ingoldianus, 720 nucleotides long. RefSeq names its product putative nuclear transport factor 2. Gene Ontology annotation, biological process: protein import into nucleus. The record is from RefSeq and is a predicted model, not a curated record. Bases 124 to 498 code for a protein of 124 amino acids. Gene Ontology annotation, cellular component: nuclear pore central transport channel. The transcript has 6 exons. NCBI's taxonomy places the organism in Eukaryota, Fungi, Ascomycota, Dothideomycetes, Pleosporales, Lindgomycetaceae.
CCCGCCUGCCCUUGCGCCCAAACAUCGAAUACAUCCGCAUCAGUAGCACCAGCACUCCCCCUCCACGCCAGCCGCACGCAAACUUGACUUCCCCUAAACUUUUGGCCUGUCAACCCGUCAACCAUGGCAGAUUUCGAGACUGUUGCUAAGCAGUUUGUCGAGUUCUACUACAAAACCUUCGAUGAGAACCGUGCGAACCUCGCCGCCCUCUACCGCGACAACUCGAUGCUUACGUUCGAGGCCCAGCCCACCCUCGGCACCGCCGCCAUCGUAGAGAAACUUCAGAACCUCCCCUUCCAGCAGGUGCAACACCGCGCUGACACGGUCGAUUCGCAGCCUUCAGCAGAUGACGGCAUCAUGGUCAUGGUGACUGGUGCUCUGAUGGUCGACGGGCAAGACCGGCCAAUGAGCUACACCCAGACAUUCCAGCUCAAACGUGAUGGUGGGAGCUGGUACGUUUUCAACGACCUCUUCAGACUAGUUUACCCUGCGGCUUGAUUCUUCUAUUCGUUGUCUGGGUCAUACGGUGUGGGAAGGGAGUGAUAAACGCGGGGGACUGAGGGGGAACGGAAUAACUCUGAAUGAGAGUGUUCAUAGGGCCAAAUACCCAUUUGGACUCUUGGAAGUCCCCCUUUAAAGAAGUCAUUUGGAGUCAUUUGAAUUGUGUCUGUGCCGGUAGACCGGUUGAAUAUAUCCCCAUUUUCAAAUUAUCGACACAAG